CGCUGCCAUCGGCCUCUCCUUCCUCGGCCAUGUCGACACCUAAAAAAUCCAAGGCAUCCAAGAAAUCGUCGGGUGACGGCAAGCAGCGGCCGACCCCGACCAAGACUCCGUCGGGCAAGUCGUCGCGGCAGCCCUCGGAGCACAUCCCGGAGCCCAUCGAGAAGCUGCCUCCGGUCCCGAUCGAGCGAUUCCUGGUCGAGCCAAGCACUGCUGUCCAUGAAAAUGCCCGACCACACCAUUUGAGGGUCUAUGUGCACGCCAGAGACAUGGCCGCUCUUGGUCUAGCUGCUGGCCAGCUGGUGCAGCUCACCAAGGACGACCCGAUCAAGGAUGCAAAGAAUAUCGUCGCCAUCAGCUGGCCAUCAUCUGCACCAGCCCGAGGACAGAUCCAGAUCGGUAAUCUAUUGCGCCAGAACGGCGGGCUGGAGCUGGGCUCCUAUGCCACAAUUGCUCCUUUCCUCGGCUCGAUAUGGCCGUGCGAGCGACUCUCGAUCCAGCCCACGGCCGAUAUUGGCAUCUCUUUGGACGAAGCCUUUCUCGUCUAUGCCAAAGAAAUCAUGGUCGAUCUGAAGUAUAUCCAAGACGAAACUCUGGUCGAGAUCCUGUACUAUGGGAAGCACCGACAGUUCCGAGUCCGAGUGCUCGGUCGGCCCCACAACCAACCCGAAUCCGACAUUGUCGUCUUUCACGUCGCUCGAUCGACGACGCUCGUUCUGGUGCCCUUUUCACAGCCGGUCAAAGCAGAAGACUCAAGCACCCGCAUUUCAUACGAUACAAUCGGUGGACUCUCGGACCAGAUCAAGAUUGUGCGGGAGAUGGUAGAGGGCCCGCUGCACAGCCCUGAAAAGUACACCGCCAUCGGGCUGAAACCUCCCCGAGGGCUUCUACUCUUUGGACCGCCUGGCACUGGAAAGACACUCAUUGCCCGGGCCGUGGCUGCUGAAACAGGAGCACACUCUAUCGUUGUGAACGGUCCAGAGAUUAUCAGCAAGUUUUAUGGCGAAACCGAGGCCAAGCUGCGAGCAGUAUUCGAAGAGGCUGUCGAUCGCGCUCCCUCAAUUGUCUUUAUCGAUGAGAUCGAUGCCCUGUGUCCCAAUCGCGAGGAGUCCUCCUCGGAGCUGGAGAAGCGCGUGGUUGGCACCAUGCUGACCCUCAUGGACGGAGCAUCGACCUCAGCAGAAGGCGACCGCGUCGUAGUCAUUGGGGCCACCAACCGGCCCAAUGCUCUGGACUCUGCACUCAGACGACCCGGGCGCUUUGACCGCGAGAUCGAAAUCGGCAUCCCAAAUGCUCAACAUCGCCACGAGAUCCUGCAGGCUUUACUGCGACGCAUCCCGCACGACCUAACCGAUAAUCAGCUCCGAGAAAUCGCCGACGUGACCCACGGCUAUGUUGGGGCCGAUCUGGCGGCCGUCCUGAAGGAAGCCGGCCUCAAGGCUAUCCAGCGAACUGUCCAGGAUGGAGGCGGCCAAGAUCUACGCAUUCGCUACGAAGAAGCAAUGUCAGCGCUGGAGCUCGUGCGUCCAAGCACAAUGCGAGAAAUCAUGAUUGAAGUACCCAAGGUCUACUGGACCGAUAUCGGGGGACAGGAAAGCGUCAAACAGCGACUCAAGGAGGCGAUCGAGUGGCCACUUAAGCAUCCACACGUGUUUGAGUACUAUGGCAUCAAGCCGCCCAAGGGCAUUCUCUUGUAUGGACCACCCGGCUGCAGCAAGACCUUGACAGCCAAGGCGCUGGCGACGGAAGCCAAGUUGAACUUUAUCGCAGUCAAGGGCCCGGAGCUCUUUAGCAAAUGGGUUGGUGAAUCUGAGAAGGCCGUGCAAGAGAUCUUCAAAAAAGCGCGGGCAGCUUCGCCGUCCAUAGUGUUCUUUGAUGAGAUCGAUGCGAUUGGUGUCCGUCGCGGCGGAGAGGACUCGGUCGGCGAUCGGGUGCUGUCGCAACUGCUUGGGGAAAUGGACGGCAUCGAGCCACUGGUCAAUGUCACUGUCGUAGCUGCCACCAACCGGCCCGAUAUUCUGGACAGUGCCCUGCUUCGACCUGGCCGCUUUGACCGCAUUCUCUAUGUGGCUCCGCCGGAUCUUGCCACGAGGCGAGAUAUUUUCCGCAUCCAGCUCCAGAAAAUGCCCUGCGCUGCGGAUGUCGAUUUGGAUGAGCUCGCACAGCUGACCCAAGGAUUCUCGGGAGCCGAAUGCGUCUCGGUGUGCCAGACGGCGGCCAUGAAGGCCAUGGAGGAAGACAUUGGCGUUGAUGCGGUCGGUCGCAAACACUUUGCAGAUGCCGCUCGAGCGGUCACCCCCCGCAUCACCCCGGAGAUGCUGGCCUUCUAUGACCAGUUCCGCAGCCGGUCGGGACUACGGAGCAUCUGAGCAGCAUCCGCAACAACACGCUGGAUUUCUGGUGAUCCCCAUUCCAAAUGUACAGCCAUUCCAAAUGGUAUAUUCCCUCCCAUGUAUAUGUAUCAUCUACACAUAUCAUCCACACAUAUCGUCCACACAUAUCAUCCACACAUAUCAUCCACCCGUACAUCCACUCUCACACGUACAUCCACUCUCACACGUACAUCCACUCCCACACGUAC
Messenger RNA from Polychytrium aggregatum, 2578 nucleotides. RefSeq names its product P-loop containing nucleoside triphosphate hydrolase protein. Gene Ontology annotation, cellular component: cytoplasm. Bases 30 to 2366 code for a protein of 778 amino acids. The record is from RefSeq and is a predicted model, not a curated record. The transcript is spliced from 17 exons. Gene Ontology annotation, molecular function: ATP binding; ATP hydrolysis activity. NCBI's taxonomy places the organism in Eukaryota, Fungi, Chytridiomycota, Chytridiomycetes, Polychytriales.